AUGCAGUGGACCAUUGACUUGGUGGGACCUAUGUUGACAGCACUUGCCAAGAAGGAGAUGAUGAUUGUCGUUAUUGAUUACUUCACCAAAUGGAUCAAGGCCGAAGCUUUAUCCUUUACCAAGGUAGCUAAUGUUGAGCGGUUCAUCUGGAAGAACAUCAUUUGUAGAUUCAAUUGCCCGCAAUCGAUAGUCACCGACAAUGGUACACAGUUCGUGGGUAGGCAAAUCACCGCAUUCCUUGAGAAGUAUGGCAUCAAGCAGCCCUUUUUCGAGCAUUAUGUCCCCGACAUAUGCUCGCAGGCGACGAGCCUCACCUCUACUGAAGGCAAGCUACUCCUCGAGUACAAACCUCAUGGAGUCUUUUCAAGCGUUAUGUCCUCGACAUACGCACACAGGCGACAAGCCUUAUCUCCAUUGCAGACAAGCUACUCCUUGAGUACAAACUCAAUGAAGCCCUUUUUUGAGCAUUAUGUCCUCGGCAUAUACUCGUAG
This is a messenger RNA of Prunus armeniaca (apricot), 492 nucleotides long. Lineage: Eukaryota; Viridiplantae; Streptophyta; Magnoliopsida; Rosales; Rosaceae. The record is from the annotation of a GenBank genome assembly.